Cadophora gregata is the source of this 3297-nucleotide messenger RNA. It is a transcript of the gene PNG1, whose product is annotated as peptide-N4-(N-acetyl-beta- glucosaminyl)asparagine amidase. Gene Ontology annotation, biological process: glycoprotein catabolic process; protein deglycosylation; protein quality control for misfolded or incompletely synthesized proteins. The transcript is spliced from 2 exons. The record is from RefSeq and is a predicted model, not a curated record. Lineage: Eukaryota; Fungi; Ascomycota; Leotiomycetes; Helotiales; Ploettnerulaceae. Gene Ontology annotation, cellular component: nucleus; cytosol. Bases 704 to 2101 code for a protein of 465 amino acids. Gene Ontology annotation, molecular function: peptide-N4-(N-acetyl-beta-glucosaminyl)asparagine amidase activity.
CCACACGCGUACCUUUGCCUUGCCUUUGCCUUUGCCAUCGCCAUCGCCCGGGAACCAAGUCUCCUUCGUCCUCCUUCUUCCUCCACCCCCAAGACUGAAGGCGGACGGCCACGCCAUCCCUAAUCUCUGGGUGCACACGCAACCCCCAACCUAACUGACUGCAAACUUCGUACUCUCCCUCUCCGUACCUGUAACCCGAACCUUACCAAGACACACCUCGUCGUCGCCGCAUACUCUUCUUCCUCAUCACCAACAGUCACUCACCUAAUUAUUUACAACCGAUGAAGAAUAACUUCAACUGCUGCCCCCUUCAUCAUCAUCAUCAUCAUCAUCAUCAUCAUCAUUACCAGUUCUUUUCGCUCUGCCCGCAUCAGCCACCGAAGACAGAAGACAGGCAUCUAUUCUUGCAGCGGACCUAGCCUAAAACACUAAGCGAAGUGGCAUUGCGACAACUGAACUGGGCUGUGCCAGGGAGGGUCCCUCAUCACGCUCGCUCAACACCACCACCUCAACCUCCACCUCGACUUCCUUCCUUCCUUCAAUUCAGGAACUCCGUGCUGGAGUAUCGACGACAACAACCGGAAUCAUAGGACAGACACAAGCAGAAAAGAGGUGCGAAUAUUGGGCGGUGGACGACGAUUGCUUCUGCCUCGACCUCGACACCCUUCACAUCGGCCUCGAGUACGAACCGGCAGAGGAAGAGAUGGCCGACUCAUCGGGCUUCGGCUCGCAACAGAACGGGAAUGGGGAUUACGAUGAUCAAUGGGCGAGGGGAUUGACGGCACAAUUCGAAGGUUUAUUACGGACGAAACGACUGAACGAGCUGGACCGAUCAAGGACAUCUUCACCAUCACCAAGAGAGCGAGCGUCUUCGAGCAACCUACGAGCCGCCUCUACUCAUUCACAACAAUCACAUUCAUCAGGGUACAGACCAUCGACAUCAAGUGGCUCGCAAUACGGCGCUACCCCUCCAUCGUAUGCGUCGCUGAGAAGCCUACCCAAGGUCCCGUCGCCACCUGCGGAUGCGCAGUCGCAAAAGUUCAGGAACCUCCUCAUAUCUCUAUCACUUACACCCACGAAGUACGAGAACCCUGGACUGUUGGAUGAGGCGUUACAGGUUAUCCCACUGGAUCGGAUAUAUGGCGAGGCGGAGGAGGAGAGCCAAGUGCUCCAGGCACAGGCUGAGAGUAUGGGUGAUGGACGAAAGCCGGAAUGGGGAUAUCAAGACUGUGUCAUUCGCGCAUUAUUGAGAUGGUUCAAGCGGUCAUUCUUCUCCUGGGUCAACAACCCGCCAUGUUCAGUCUGUUUAUCACCAACAAUUGCGCAAGGCAUGACACCACCAACACCAGAGGAGUCAGCAUACGGUGCCCUCCGAGUAGAAUUGUACAGAUGUUCCGCUGGUGAUUGCGGUGCCUACGAGCGAUUCCCAAGAUACGGCGACGUUUGGCGGUUACUACAGACCAGGAAAGGACGAAGUGGCGAGUGGGUCAACGUAUUCAGCAUGCUAUGCAGAGCAGUAGGAGGACGUGUGAGAUGGGUAUGGAAUGCCGAGGACCACGUAUGGACGGAGGUGUAUUCGGAGAUGCAAAAACGAUGGAUCCAUGUUGACGCUUGUGAAGAAGCUUGGGACAAUCCACGGCUGUACGCUGACGGAUGGGGAAAGAAGAUGUCGUAUUGCGUCGCCUUUUCCAUGGAUGGAGCCACAGAUGUUACUCGACGAUACGUUCGAAAACCUGAGCAAGCUCUUGAGCGGAACCGUUGUCCAGAGGAAGUGAUGCUGUACAUCCAGAACGAGAUUCGUAAUCUUCGACGAUCCAACAUGCCCAAGGAUGAACGAUUCAGACUUGAGAAGGAGGACAGCAGAGAGGACAGAGAACUCCGAGGUUACGUUGUUGCUUCGAUCGCUCAAUCCGUCGUCUCCAACCUUCGACCUGGCGAACCAUCCAUGAUGAAUGGACGUCCACAUACACCUGAAGAUCAAAAGCUGCCUGCUGAGCAGCCUGCCACUCGACAAAAUGGUGCUCAGGAAUGGGCCAAUGCCAGAGACAAUAGUCAGCGACACCACCAACCACCCAGAGAUCCUUCACAACGCGGCUUCUGAAAGACUCGAUGAAAGUCUUGUUCACACCACCACCCACAUCAACGGAAGUUGAAGGCAUGUCGGCUAGCUAUCGAUCACAGAGCGCAAUUGAGCGACCAUGAUGAGCACGCCAGCGUCUCGAGUUGAUACCAUCGUGGACAUCCGUCCGCACGGCAUGCCGCUGCCUUCUAUUUAAUCUUCACAUGUUGAUACAUCACAUCAGCAUUACUUCGACAAGGACACAUAUUUUACACCAUCUUACAAAAUCAAUACCAUCAUCAGCCUGUCCAUAAACAGGCUUGUACGCUUAUACAUGUGCGGCUGCAUUUCCAUCCGGGGGAAUUUGGAGGGACUACUAUUUACUGUGUCUACACUGGCGUACCGGCGGUUGAUACUAUCAUUACCGACAUCAACAUCAAUCCAUGAUCGUAAUUCAUUUUGUCAUUUAAGGGAGAGCAUGAGUGCUCGUCUCGUGGUUGAGGUCGAGGUUGUUUUUGGUAUUGUUUGAUUUGAAAUCUGGGUCUAGCUGUGCUGAGGCGGUGUCCGAAGCUGGUAAACAGCGGCGUUGUUUUGGAUUGGGAGGGUUCAUAUGACCCUGUUCGGAUCGAAGCCGAUGGUCUCUUUUCUUCUGUUAUCAUAUCAUAUCAUAUUAUCGAGGGGGGAGAUGCAUGGAAGGGAAGAGGAUUGGGAGGCAGGAACUCGGGAUGAGUGAUGUGAUUCUCUCACAUGCAGACAUGAGAGGAUAUGAGAUCAGAUGAUAUCCAGAUGAGAGGGAAAUGAACGAUACAGAUAGCUCGGACGAGGAAGGAGAGAAAAGUCAUUUUCUAGUCUGAUCUGACGAUAGAUAUGAGAAAGAAAGAAAGAAAGAAUAAAAUGAACAGAGCAAGUUGGCUGCUUUCAAAACCACUCUCUUGUUCCGGCAUUUCACAGUGAAGUGAACUCUAUGUAGAUCACAACUAAAACAACUCUUUCAAAACACCAGGUCCUCUUUGGGAAGUAGAUGGAUAUAUCCCGUCACAUCCGCACAUACAGCCAAGUUCACAAGCACCUCUCAAAAGCGAGUCGGCACCUGAGAUGGUGGCAAGCUCGCAAGGUAUGCGGGUAAAUACUAAAUCCCCGGCACUUACCUGCCCACCACCUCCUGCCCCUGCUCCUGCUCCUGCCCCUGCUCCUGCUCCUGCCCCUGCUUCUGCCCCACCAUGCCCACUCAACUAAAA